AUUAAAUUCUCAGCCCAUCCCAAAAUUAAUUCUCAGCCCAUCCCAAAGGUAAUUCCCAGCCCAGCCCACAAGAACAACCCAGCACUUAGCAGCGUCCAGCCUAUCGGCCUAUUUCCUUCUCAUUUACGCACUUACGCUAACUGGAGGACUGCAGCAUGCGAUUGACGAGAUUCGGGAACCUGCGAGUCUGCGACGAAGACCGAAUACGGAAGACGUGAAGGUGAACAGCAGCCCCGCCGCCGCCGACCGACGGAUCCGGCAGUCCGCAGUCCGCAGUCCGGCUCAGGCGGCCAGCAGCUCUGCGUGAGGCAUCUCUGGCCUCUGCCUCCCUCAACCAGCCCAUCCCAUUGUAACUUUCUGGAUUCGCCCUUGGUAAUAUCUCCCCACCCAGGCGAACAACAAUCAGGUUAAACAUGGCUGCUGCUCUGGUGUCUUUAGCUCGCGGUCCUAUGAGGAGAAGCAAACUGCUCUCAUCAGUAUAUCGUCUGUCGUCUACUUUUCCAUCCCAUGCUACGAGUUUCGUGCAUGUGCAAAAAAGAAGAGCAUUUACUUUGACGAUUGUGGAUUCAGGGUUUAAGGAAGUACCCGAAGAAGAAAAGAGCAAAUUUGUUGGAAAUGUAUUUACCAGUGUUGCUCCAAACUAUGAUCUCAUGAACGACUUGAUGAGUGGAGGACUACACAGGCUAUGGAAGGACCAAUUUGUAUCAAAAUUGAACCCUUUUCCUGGAAUGAAGCAUCUCGAUGUUGCUGGUGGGACAGGAGAUGUUGCAUUCAGGAUUCUUGAAAAUGUCAAGGGUAUAAAACGCAGAGCCCUCCAAGGUAUCUUUGAUGAUAAUGUGAUUAACGAAACCCAAAUUUAUGUAUGUGACAUCAACCCUAACAUGUUGCGAGUUGGUAAGAAGCGAGCUCAGGAAAGAGGUAUUGCGGAUGACAAAUCACUCAUUUGGGUCGAGGGAGAUGCUGAAGCCUUGAACUUCGGGAACAAUUCCAUGGAUGGAUACACAAUUGCCUUUGGGAUUAGGAAUGUUACUCACAUAGAAAAGGCUCUUUCUGAAGCUUAUAGGGUACUCAAGCCAGGAGGAAGAUUCCUUUGCCUUGAACUAAGCCAUGUUGAUGUCCCGAUUCUUAAAGACCUGUAUGAUUUCUAUUCAUUCUCAAUCAUCCCAACAGUUGGUGAGAUUGUGACUGGUGAUCGUGAAUCUUAUCAGUACUUGGUUGAGAGUAUCCGCCGUUUUCCAACACAGGAAAAGUUUGCUGGGAUGAUUGCUGAAGCAGGAUUUCAAAAUGUAGGGUAUGAGAAUCUUGUGGGAGGAGUUGUUUCUAUUCAUUCCGGGUUCAAGUUUUGAAAUAAUUUGGAAACCUUUAAAUAGUUGCUUGACUUAUCAAAAAUACACACAGAAGCUUGUGUACAGAAGAUCGAGUUUUAAGGUUAAAUAGAGGUUUCUUAUGGAUGCAUUCCCCACCCAGGACCUGACUAAGCUACCCUUGAGGGCAGGGUAGGUGUGUCUUAGACUCUUAGUGUAUUCGGGAAUGUAUGCAUCUCCUCUGUUCACGAAACUUUUAACUCUUUCAUAAGGGCGUACUACAUUGUUUUGCACAAGAAUCUCACUAGGACUCAUGUCACUCACUUGUAUAUAUACAAUACGUUGUUUUCUUUGUCAUGCACUCAUGCAUGUGACUAGUAGGCUUGUGACAAGAUUUUGUUUGUGAAAGCUGUUUUUGUUAACUGAACACAUGCCAAUAAUUCAAGAAACUUUUCUGGAGUCUUGUA
Messenger RNA from Cuscuta epithymum, 1771 nucleotides. NCBI's taxonomy places the organism in Eukaryota, Viridiplantae, Streptophyta, Magnoliopsida, Solanales, Convolvulaceae. The record is from the annotation of a GenBank genome assembly.